CCCCACCCAUAAAUGAGAACCAUAAUCUCCUCUCCGAUUCUCUUUACUCUUUACUCCCAUUCCUCCUUUCCCAACAUGUUCUUUCCUCUUCCGAUUCCAUCUCCAUCAUCCCCUUCCUUUUCCCCAUCCCUUCAAUCUAACCAAAAUCAAAAACCCUGCUGCUAAUCCAUCCAUCCAUCCUCUCUCACGUAUGGGAACCAGCAAGCACAAAUGGAGAUUCACUCUCCUCCGAUCCCCCUCCCACCUCAAAAAACCCACACCCCCACCCGAAUUCAUCUGCCCCAUUUCCAACACUCUCAUGGCUGACCCCGUCAUCGUCUCCUCCGGCCAAACCUUCGAACGCAACUGCGUCCUCGCCUGUAUCUCCUUAUCCUUCAAACCCCCUACUCUCCCCACCCUCGAUUUCACCACCAUCAUUCCCAAUCUCGCUCUCAAAUCCGCCAUCAUCAACUGGUGCAAAACCCAUUCUUAUUUCCCCUUCCCUCAACCCGUAGACAUCCGCUCCGGGCUAUCCAUUGUUAAAACGUUAAUCAACGGUUCCCCCGAUUCCCCGAAUUGUUCGAAUUAUCGGGAAAUCCGACUCUCCAGUUUAACAUCGUCCGCGUCCGAGGAUUCGGUUGUCGCAGCCGCGUGCGCACACGCGGCGGCGGCGACAACCGCUCCGAUUCCUUUUUGUUAUUCAUCUUCUUCCUCAUCGGAAAUUGAUAACAGUAAUAACAAUAGUAAUGAUGUUGGUGAAGAAGAUGAAGACAUAUUUUGUAAGUUAAGAAGUGGGUUAAAUUCAGAUCAGGAAGACGCUGUCGUUUCAUUGCGGAAUUUAACGCGGACAAAACAAGACGCGCGUGUUCAGUAUUGUACGCCGCGCGUGUUAUCCACGCUCCGGCAUUUGAUCGUGUCGAGAUGCUUGUCCGUACAGGUGAACGCGGUUGCUGCGUUGGUUAAUUUAUCGUUGGAAGAUGUGAAUAAAGUGAAGAUCGUACGGUCAGGAAUUGUUCCGCCGUUGAUUGAUGUUUUACGAGGUGGGUUUGUGGAGGCGCAAGAACACGCGGCCGGCGCGUUGUUUAGUUUGGCGCUUGAUGAUGAUAAUAAAACGGCUAUUGGAGUGCUCGGUGCGUUGCCGCCGUUGCUCCACGUGCUGCGGGUCGGGUCGGAAAGGUGUCGGCAUGACUCGGCUUUGGCUUUGUAUCACUUGUCUCUUGUGCAAAGUAACCGGUCAAAGUUGGUCAAACUCGGGUCGGUUCAGUUGUUUUUGAAUAUGGUCAAGUCUGGUCAUAUGACGGGUCGGGUCAUGUUGGUGCUAUGUAACUUGGCUGGGAGUGUAGAGGGCCGGGCCGCAAUGUUGGAUGGUGGUGCGGUUGAGUGUUUACUCGGGAUGUUGUGUCGGUCCGAGUUUGACUCUGAGUCGACUCGGGAGAGUUGCUUGGGGGCAUUGUAUGGGCUGAGUCAAGGUGGGUUGAGGUUUAAAGGGCUCGCGAAGGAGGCUGGGGCCGAGGAGUUGUUAACGAAAGAACAAGAAAUGGGAAGCGAACGGUGCAAAGAGAAGGCGGGCAAGAUCUUGGAAGUGAUGAUGCAGAAGUACGAGGAGGAAGAGACGGUCGAUUGGGAGGCGUUGCUCAAUUCGGACGAGUUAACUCGGUCAAAAUUCGAACUUGUUUAUGGUAAAGGGUCUGUUUAAGCGGAACUCAUAACUGGACCAAAAGUUUUUUGUGGGCAGUUUUUGGGUAUUGUGUUUAUGAUCUUCUUGUUUAUGUAAUUUGGGUUGUUUUGGGACCCUUUUGUUUAUGUGUGCAUAUAGAAACAUAGUGGUGUAAAUAAAGAUUUUGGAGUGGAUUCAUUUUGGUUCUAA
Molecule: messenger RNA, 1846 nt
Organism: Helianthus annuus (common sunflower)
Lineage: Eukaryota; Viridiplantae; Streptophyta; Magnoliopsida; Asterales; Asteraceae
Product: U-box domain-containing protein 40
Exons: 1
Coding region: 191-1675 (494 amino acids)
Biological process (GO): protein ubiquitination
Cellular component (GO): nucleus; cytoplasm
Molecular function (GO): protein binding; ubiquitin-protein transferase activity
Source: RefSeq, a predicted model, not a curated record